GACCAAUCAGCGUGCAGCACGCUGUUCUAUAAUACCGCCUGAGUUCCUUUCUCAGUCUCUUUUCUUUCACGCGUCCCUACUGAGAUAAAUCACCUUGUCUUUAAACCGGCUCUUAACCGAUCCUUGGAAGCACUGCAAAGAUGCCCAGGGAAGACAGGGCCACGUGGAAGUCCAACUACUUCAUCAAGAUCAUUCAACUGCUGAAUGACUUCCCAAAAUGCUUCAUCGUGGGCGCAGACAACGUCGGCUCCAAGCAGAUGCAGACCAUCCGUCUGUCCCUGCGGGGCAAGGCAGUCGUGCUCAUGGGCAAGAACACCAUGAUGCGCAAGGCUAUCCGUGGCCACCUGGAGAACAACCCAGCCUUGGAGAAGCUGCUUCCUCACAUCCGUGGAAAUGUGGGCUUUGUCUUUACCAAGGAAGACCUGGCUGAGGUCAGGGACUUGCUGCUGGCCAAUAAGGUGCCAGCUGCUGCCCGUGCUGGUGCCAUCGCUCCUUGCGAGGUGAUUGUGCCUGCUCAGAACACUGGGCUGGGUCCUGAAAAGACCUCCUUCUUCCAGGCUUUGGGUAUCACCACCAAGAUCUCCAGAGGAACUAUUGAAAUCCUGAGUGAUGUGCAACUGAUUAAGCCUGGAGAUAAGGUGGGUGCCAGCGAGGCCACGCUGCUCAACAUGUUGAACAUCUCGCCCUUUUCCUACGGGUUGAUCAUCCAGCAGGUCUAUGACAAUGGCAGCGUCUAUAGCCCUGAGGUGCUCGACAUCACUGAGGAUGCCCUGCACAAGAGGUUCUUGGAGGGUGUGAGGAACAUCGCCAGUGUGUGUCUGCAGAUUGGCUACCCAACUCUUGCCUCUAUCCCUCAUUCCGUCAUCAAUGGAUACAAGAGGGUUCUGGCUGUCACUGUGGAGACAGACUAUUCCUUCCCUCUGGCUGAUAAGGUCAAGGCCUUCCUGGCUGAUCCAUCUGCUUUUGCUGCAGUUGCAGCUCCCGCUGCGGCAGCCGCUGCUCCCGCUGCUGCUCCAGCCGCCGCUGCAGAGCCAGCCAAGGAGGAAUCUGAGGAGUCUGAUGAGGACAUGGGCUUUGGCCUGUUCGACUAAAAACAAGCAGAAAACCAUCAUAACCUGCUUGAUUUGAACAUGAAUGAAUAAAAAAAUUUAAACAGA
Clarias gariepinus (North African catfish) is the source of this 1157-nucleotide messenger RNA. It is a transcript of the gene rplp0, whose product is annotated as ribosomal protein, large, P0. The record is from RefSeq and is a predicted model, not a curated record. Gene Ontology annotation, biological process: ribosomal large subunit assembly; ribosome biogenesis; cytoplasmic translation. Lineage: Eukaryota; Metazoa; Chordata; Actinopteri; Siluriformes; Clariidae. The transcript has 8 exons. Gene Ontology annotation, molecular function: structural constituent of ribosome; large ribosomal subunit rRNA binding. Gene Ontology annotation, cellular component: cytosolic large ribosomal subunit. Bases 141 to 1091 code for a protein of 316 amino acids.